Molecule: messenger RNA, 996 nt
Organism: Babesia bigemina
Lineage: Eukaryota; Apicomplexa; Aconoidasida; Piroplasmida; Babesiidae
Exons: 1
Coding region: 1-996 (331 amino acids)
Source: RefSeq, a predicted model, not a curated record
AUGGCAGAAAAGGAGGUGGUUAUUUCUCGGCUGCAGAGCGCUCUUCUGCGUUUGCCAAAGGAUGAUCUGAUCAAGUUGCUCCGGAGCACGUACCAGGCUAUGCGCAUAAAGCAUGGAAUACCCUACGAGCGCCCCGAAUCGAAUACACACAGCUCCGCAGCACAGAGAGAAACGGCCGCCAGGGGCGUAAAGGCUACUGCCGCUCGCAGCAAGAGGAAACACAGCGUAGGCAAAAGGAAACCGUCCGACACCCCUUCGGAUAAAGGACAUUUUGCGAAGGUGGAACAGCCUACCUUCCGACAAAUCGACAUUUUGGCUGACGAUUUUAAAGAUUUGAACCUGUCUUAUGACUCCGACGCGUUCGACUUGGCCGAACCGAGCGCCGACAACCAGCAGCAUGCCAGCUCUCCGACUCACGGCGGCACCGUCGACCGAGCCAGUGUACAGGAGAGCACCUUAGAUGACCGGGAAUUCGCAAUUCAGACCCUAAAGGAUGAUGCGCGGCAGAUAGUGCCUCCACUGGACCUUUCAGGCAUAAGUGCCAGCGCGAAGGAGGCGUACAAGGUGACCGACUUCCUGCCGUCACCGGAAGUGUGUGCGACAGGUUCGUUUUCAGAGUCGAAAAAUAACGUCUUACUAGACCCUUACGUGAAACUGAAGCAUGUAACGUGUCCGGAGGCGCAUCCGGUAGGGGAAUUUGCAACCGACAACUUUAGUGGCCAUUGGCUACGUGACUCGCCUGGGUACAGCAUGCCAGACAACAGCAAAAUGCCACAUCCUCGCACUGUUGUCCGAGGUAACUACACCGUGACACCGCGGCCGGGACAGUGGGUGAGGGGCUAUCCCCUCCCUCAGCAUGUGUACGAUCCGCCGUAUCUGCACCUUCCUCAGGCUUUUGGAACUAUGCCCGGUGGGCAAGUCGCUUAUCGCGAUAUGCAGCGACUUGGGCCAUGCGCUCCAAGUCAGGUUCGUGGCCGCUCAGUGCAGCGUUUCUAG